AUGGACUUUGGGGAUAUUAUUGUUUUGGAGACAGAGGCCGCCAGAAGAGUCCGCGAUGAACGAAGAAUUCAUCGGCGAAAUCUCCGAGAUCGAAGUAACCCCUUCGAUUUAGGAGAUGAAGAAUUCCGAAUUUACUUUAGAAUUUUGGCUGCAGUGCGUUUUUAUGCCGUUGGUAGCUACCAACGGUGUGUUGGCCAAGAUUAUAAUAUUGUAUUGGCACAACGAACGGUCAGUAAAGUCGUUAAGGAGGUGUCGCAUGCCAUUGUGCACAGACUCCUCAAUGUUUACAUUAAAUUCUCUAGCACAACUGAGGAAAGGAGGGCUGUAGCUAGCGGGUUUCAGGCUGCACAUGGCUUGCCAGAUUGUUUGGGGUGUAUUGACUGCACACACAUAGCUAUUGUCACACCCCAUAACAAUGAUGCUAAUGAUCCACCUAUAGGAUUACUUAAUGUAAAUGCAAGAUUCCCAGGUUCAACUCACGACCAACACAUUUUUAACCGAAGUGUGGUUAAAGAUGAAAUGAUGAGACUGGUAGAUGGUAGAAUUAGAAAAUACUAUUUAAUUGGUGAUUCUGGGUACUCUAAACAGUCAUACAUGUUGACACCAGUUUUGCCAAGUCCACCUGAAGGUUCCCCUGAGUACAGAUACCCAUUACCAGAGCCAGAAACAUCUACUGAGGAACUUACUGACCACUCUAUACCUACACAUACUGCUACCAGUUCAUCAGCAGCUUUGCGUUGGCAGCAAGAUAUAAUAAUGUUGAUUAAUUAA
This is a messenger RNA of Danaus chrysippus (African queen), 771 nucleotides long. The record is from the annotation of a GenBank genome assembly. Lineage: Eukaryota; Metazoa; Arthropoda; Insecta; Lepidoptera; Nymphalidae.